This is a messenger RNA of Paraglomus brasilianum, 980 nucleotides long. The record is from the annotation of a GenBank genome assembly. Lineage: Eukaryota; Fungi; Glomeromycota; Glomeromycetes; Paraglomerales; Paraglomeraceae.
AUGACUGAGUACUUUAAAGAUACAGAUGUUAAGGCUUGGGAUGUUGUCGGGUUUUACCGAUGCUGGAUACACAGCUACAAAGAGAACACCAGCAUGCUUGAUUACCAGAAGGCUAAAGACAAACUUAUUAAGUGUCUUGAAAAUAUUGCUACUUUAUCUCCUACCGGCAACGAGGUUUCAUUGGAUCCGGAACUGCUCCUUGUAGAGACUGAAAAGGAAUAUGUUGGAAGUAGUGAGCAUCCGUUUGACUACAACGAAUGGACUCUAAAGUCUGGCCUGAAAGUAAUCGAUCUUUUAAAAAUAGCGGCCGAGGUAUGGAGUAUCGUCCGUUGUGGACUAAAAGUCGCAAAACCCAAAUGGUGCGAAGAACAUGGAUAUGCUGAAAUACAGAAAACUAUUAAACGACUUUCUCAAGCUUCUAUCAAAUGUGCGGAUUUAGGAAAGGAACUAAACAAGAUUAAAAUAAAGGAGUUGAUGAAGCUGAAUGAUGAUUUGGAAGAUGUAAAGCAACUAAGUCUAAUAUCAACACCUCCGGAUGCUCUGGCAUCAUUUUUCGUUAAGACACUUUCUCGGUUUCAUCAACUUGUUUUUCCACAACAAUCUAUAAUGCAACAAUUUGGAGUGUCAGAAGCCUCUUAUGGCGCAUAUAUGAUUCAUCCUUGUCUCAUAGAACUUCUUGCGGGGUUGGAAGACCACUUCCUUUACGAGCCAAAUAUCUGGUGGGUACGGCCACCGCGAUCUACUUGGGACGGAUGUUGUAAAGGCCCGUUGGGUAGUAUGUAUAUGCUUGAGGAGAUCGGCAAGAGGUAUCGGAAUGCAUCACCAAAGUCAUUUGCAAACAAUCGUGUCUUUUUUGAAGCUUUGAUCAAUACAGCAAAUAUGAUCAAACAAUUACAGGAUGAGGAUAAUGAUAAUGUAUCCAAGUUAUCGGGUAGACUUCCUCCGCAUCCAGGUAAACCUGACAAGACAGCACAAGAAAG